Molecule: messenger RNA, 1965 nt
Organism: Coccinella septempunctata (seven-spotted ladybird)
Lineage: Eukaryota; Metazoa; Arthropoda; Insecta; Coleoptera; Coccinellidae
Product: sodium- and chloride-dependent creatine transporter 1-like
Exons: 1
Coding region: 11-1828 (605 amino acids)
Biological process (GO): sodium ion transmembrane transport
Cellular component (GO): membrane
Source: RefSeq, a predicted model, not a curated record
UAUUCCAUGCAUGAAUUACAAAAAAUACAUAUCGGCCAUAUUCGUUAACAAAAAUGUGGUACCGUAUCAAUUCAAGAAUAUUAGAACAUUACGAAUGGCCCUUGGCUGCUAUAUUGUUGGAAGUUACCAUCUGGUGGAAUUUCCCACUUCUGUGCACGAUCACAGGGCAUCAUUAGAAAUAUUACCGGUAUUAGUUCUUGUCACCAUAUUCCUCGCUAUACCUAUAACGUUCACAUCACUUGGAUUAUCGCAAUACUCAAAAAAAGGAUGGAUCAAAUUGUGGGAUGCUGAACCUGUCUGGAGAGGAAUAGGCAUAGCAGGCAUAUUAUGCCUAUAUGUUGCAAUUAUGUCUAACCUUUCAUUAAGCACAUACUUCCUAUAUUACACCACAAGGAGUUUGGAAACUGAAACACCUUGGUCUGAAUGCGACGAAAAUCAGAGUUUCUUUGAAGAGGGCUGCUUUACUUAUAAAGAAAAUCGUUCGAUUCGUUUAGAUUGUAUAGAUAUGCACGGCGAGGAACAUUGUAGGAAUAUCGAUUGGAAAAAUAGCGCACAAUAUUUUUGGGAAAGUACUGUAAGAUUGAAGAAUAGCAGAGAUUUCUUUCACUAUAAUACAAAUCUCAUAUUUUAUCAAAUUGCUGUAACAGUUAUGAUUUAUAUAUGCCUGAGAAACAGUACGGAAAGUUUGGCCAUAUUUUCGCCCUUCUUGCUAUUAUUUCCAACGGGUCUACAUGGAGUACUUCUGAUCAGGUCGUUUUUACACCCUGGAACAUUGAGAGGGUUGGAAGAUAUGUCUCAAUUUAAAUUUUCCAAUCUGAUUUCUGCACAAUUCUGGCUAGAUUUCGCCACCUUGAGUAUUUAUAGUACAGGAUUUGCUUAUGGAGGAUUGUCAAAUUUUGGUACCCAGUACAAUUUCAGACAUCCUAUCAACAUAGAUGCUGUUUUUAUCAAUUUGGCGAGCGUCACAUAUUCCAUCAUGUACACAAUUUUGAUCUACAAUAUCUAUGGAAUUUUGAGCUACGAGCUGGACAUUCCUGUUCAGGAAAUUGUUGACAUUGAUAAGGAUGACAGUUUCAUCCAGUGUGCCUUGAGUUUUGCUCAUAUGCCUUUCACCAAAUUUUGGACAUUUAUUUUUUACUUAGCGAAUUUCCUGAUUGUGCUCAGAAACCUUGCAAUACAAUGCGAGAUGUUUUUGUGUACAUUUUACGAAUUGAAGCCAGUUCUCAAAAGGUACACAAUUCCAUGUGCUCUCGUAUUUUGUCAUACCCUGGUAAUCAGUCAUUGCGUUUUGAAUUUUAACAUUGCAGUGACCCUCGUGCUUGAGGUGUUUAUUUGGGUGGUAUUUGUUGUCAUUCCAGCUUUGGCAUUUUACUUCUAUAUUUUUAUCAGUUUCUUUUACGGAGUGAUGCACUUGAUGGAUGACAUGCAUUUCAUGUUAGGUUUCAGACCUUGUAAUCUUUGGAAAUUGAAUUGGUAUAUGGGAUUUUUAAUUUAUUUGGCUCUUUUCAUAUUUUCUGCAUAUGAAUCCACACAGUCUGCAGAAGAUCUAAACGAAACAGUUCACUACAUUCGCAUCGUUAUCAUUACUAUUUUCUGUCUGAUUCCUCUUAUAUAUUUCAUUCUAUUCGUUGCGAUCAAGUAUGAGAAAAAAAUUCCUUUCCUGGAGAUCUUCAAGUCUGCAAAGCAAUGGGGUCCAAGAGAUGAAGUAUUACGAAAAAGUAGGGACAUGUUUUCUGCCCAUGAUAUGACAAAGGAAUAUCUUUAUCGGCAGAAAAAAUUAAAAGGCAGAGUAACUGAAGUACCAACGACAAGACUGAAUUCGGAGUGAAACUUCCAUGAAAAUAUUGAAAUGAUGAAAAGAUGCCAUCAUUAUUUUUCAGUUAUAAUUGUAAUUUCUACACAAUCGAUGAUGCAUUUAGUUUUAAUAGUCAUAUUCGAAUCAAUGUUCUUUAGAGGAUAUUAUAC